Aaosphaeria arxii CBS 175.79 is the source of this 1320-nucleotide messenger RNA. RefSeq lists its product as uncharacterized. Bases 67 to 1146 code for a protein of 359 amino acids. The record is from RefSeq and is a predicted model, not a curated record. NCBI's taxonomy places the organism in Eukaryota, Fungi, Ascomycota, Dothideomycetes, Pleosporales. The transcript has 5 exons.
GAUAGAAUAGCCCUUUUCUAAUUGACAUGAAUCUGCGUCCUUCUGCCCCUUUUUUCUUCGGCCAGCAUGGAAGUUCUGUCCGCGGCAAAUGUAGCUCAUCUCACGAAGUCGUAUCGCACUCGAACAAUUGCAACAAUAUCCGUCUGUUUCCCAGUGGCAGUACUUGCUGUAAUCCUUCGCUUCACGGCACGGAGGGUGGCCAGGACCAAGAUCUGGUACGAUGACUGGCUUUCCUGCGCCGGCUUGGUCUUGCUAGGAGUGUUUAUAUCUCUCAUACUUGUAGAUCUCCCAGAUGAUAGUAUUAUUCAGGGGGAUCCUAUCCUACCAAGUCUCCUCUCAGCACACGCAAAAACAGUCUAUAUUGCUGAGCUGUUGUACUACGUUACCCAGCUUAGCUUAAAAGCUUCUAUACUAGCAUAUUACUGGAGGCUGUUUAGCAUGUCUUCAAUGCGCGUUCCCAUAUAUUUUGUUACUUGUUUCGUAGUAGGAUGGUUUAUCGCAUCGAUUUUAGUUGCAGCUUUUCAAUGCAUCCCCGUUGCCUCUCUGUGGACGCCGGCCUUGAAAAGCUCGGCGAAAUGCAUUCAGUUGAGGCCCUUCUUCUUUGGCGUCUCUAUUCCUAACAUCUUAGCUGAUCUCUUUCUUCUUGCGCUCCCCCUGCCUUACGUCUGGAGCUUGAAAAUCAGCAUCACACAAAGGGUUUUCGUUAUCGGAUUCUUCCUUCUCGGUGGCUUUGUCUUGAUCGCAUCUGCUUUGCGUUUGCCGUUCGUACUCCGCUUGGAUCCCAACAAAUUCGCUGCAAAUUGGUCUGUAGAUGACUCUGUUCUCUGGAGUGCGAUAGAGAACUGCAUGGGCGUCGUCUGUGUCUGCCUUCCGUCGCUCAGACCGGUAGUCAGACUUUUCCCUUGCGCAUCAAGUUCGGAUUACCCCAGCGCGCCCGACGUUCGGUACCCUGGAUCGGAGCAGGGUGCGAACAAAAAAGAGCAGCAACAUGAACUGGCCGGGUGGGAACGUGGCCGUGGUCGCGUCAUGGUGGGAGGACCUACCGGGUGGCCCUCGCUUCAGUCGAUGGAGGAGGGGAGCAGCACUGACCAAACCAAAAUCCCGGCGUCAUCUGGCAAUGUGAAGCAGCCGGAAGGGACAGUAUAGUAGGCGUAAUAGCUGUACCUGGAACUUCUGUUGUUAGGCCUCAGUCCAUGAAAUACGGAAUGAUGUUGAUGAUAACGUCUGCUAAAUAGAAGAAAGAUCCUCUAUUCUUCUACAUCUAAAGGCAUAGAUAAGAAAUAUAUAGAAGACAACUAAAUCUAGCUUGUAUUAGAUUUU